UAUAAAGCAAAGCUAAGAAACCAAAUAGGCCCAUGAGAACAAUAUGGUGAGCGGGAAAGCAGAAAAACCCUCAAAGCCACAGAAGAAAAAGACCUCCUUCAAAAACCCUAAAUCCCAUACCAACUUCAAGAACAUAAAGAAGCAGCCGCCUGCUACCAUUAACCCCAAGAACAAGAACAAAAACAAGAAAAAUGAUAUUCACCAAAUCAAUGACAAGAAGCAACACAAUAACAAGGAGCUAUCACCAGCUUCUGCUUCACAGCAGCUUAGUUUCUUUAUAGAUGAGUUUCAAUCAGCCAAUGGCCUCCAGCUUUCAUCCCUCGAGCUUGAAUCAAUUAAAGAGACAAGCUUUUUGGAGUUAUCUAAAGAACUGGGUCAAGAUGUUAAUGCCUUGGGAAAGCAAAUGAAGGCAGCUUUUGGGUCCUCAUGGAAAGAAGUCCUAUGUGAAAGGCAGCUUGUGGAAGGGAAAAUAGAAGCAGGGAAUCCAGCUGUUCUUAUUAUUAGUACUUCUGCAUUGAGAGUUAUCGAAAUUUUAAGAGGCGUACGUUCAUUGACGAAAGAAUGCCAUGCUGCAAAACUAUUCUCAAAGCAUAUGAAGGUCGAGGAACAGGUUACCUUGUUGGAAGACCGUGUGAAUUUUGCUAGUGGCACACCAAGCAGGGUGAAGAAGUUGAUUGACAUUGAGGCGUUGGGGCUUUCACGGUUGGCAGUGGUUGUGCUUGAUAUUCACACUGAUGUUAAGGGCUAUUCAUUGUUGACACUUCCACAAGUCAGAGAUGAGUUCUGGGAUUUAUACAAGAACUACUUCCACCAGCGACUUAUACAAGGUUCUCUCCGCAUCUGUCUAUUUGGUCCAUUGCCAAAUGGAAAUGUAUUAAGGGGUAAAAAGAAAAAAGCUGCUGAUGAAUAAAUGGUGCGUCAAAGUUCCAAAGGGACUUGGAGUCUAAGGCUUUGAGGUUUAGAGGCUAGAGUCGCAUGCACUUUGAGUCUGAGGCGUGUUAACAACUAUGAUGGGAUGGGAGUAGGGGUGCAAAUGAGCCGAGCCGAGCUUUUCAAUGUUCAGGUUUGGCUUGCAAAAAUUUAACUGAGCUUGAACUCGAUAAUUUUUUAUGUUUUAGAGCUCGAGUUCGGUUUGCUGUAAUUUUGAUAUGUUUGAGCUUGAUUCGCAAUGUUCAGGUUGGUAGAAUAUAUUAUUUCUAUAUUUAUUUAUGGAACUAA
Ricinus communis (castor bean) is the source of this 1218-nucleotide messenger RNA. RefSeq names its product protein CMSS1. The transcript has 7 exons. Gene Ontology annotation, cellular component: 90S preribosome; nucleus. The record is from RefSeq and is a predicted model, not a curated record. Bases 44 to 910 code for a protein of 288 amino acids. NCBI's taxonomy places the organism in Eukaryota, Viridiplantae, Streptophyta, Magnoliopsida, Malpighiales, Euphorbiaceae.